Molecule: messenger RNA, 1248 nt
Organism: Parnassius mnemosyne (clouded apollo)
Lineage: Eukaryota; Metazoa; Arthropoda; Insecta; Lepidoptera; Papilionidae
Source: the annotation of a GenBank genome assembly
AUGAAUCAAAGUACGGUAGUGGAAGAACUAUAUCAAAAUCUAUCCGUGCUAAAUUAUAAUGGGACACACGAAGAAUUGGCCUCUGUGAAAUUAUUCCACAACUACCCAGACGGUCUAAUAACCUUCGCAGGUGUAUGCUGUGUUCUCUUUAUGUGUAUUGGAAUACCAGGAAACCUCAUUACAAUCAUCGCGCUGGCACGAUAUGAAAAAGUUCGCAAUGCAACAGCAAUAUCAAUUAUGAACCUCUCAUGUUCAGAUCUACUAUUUUGCUGCUUUAAUCUACCUCUAGCUGCGUCAACUUUCUUCCGACGGUCAUGGGUACACGGUCGCAUCCUCUGUCGUAUGUUUCCAUACGCACGGUAUUCGCUCGUCGCUGUUUCAUUAUUCACCGUGCUGACGAUCACGCUCAAUAGAUACGUAAUAAUCUCACACCCAAAACUCUACCCUAAAUUGUACAAACGGCGAUAUUUAGCAAUGAUGCUGCUCUGUACGUGGAUCUUCCCUUUUGGAUCGCUAAUACCAACCUGGUUUGGAAAAUGGGGCCGUUUCGGAUUAGACACUCAUGUGGGGUCAUGCAGUAUACUACCAGAUGAUCACGACAGAUCCCCAAAAAGAACCCUGUUUUUGGUUGCGUUCACCUUACCUCUUCUAGCAAUAAUUAUUUGUUACGCACGAAUUUUUUAUAUAGUAAAGAAAGCGACACGUGCGUCUGGGACUGUUGUUAUACGUAGAACAAUAAAAUUAGGACAAGAAGAUUCGUCGUCAGUAACAGAUAGACUAUCCAAAACAGAACCUUCAAGUAAUUAUGUACUAGCUAGGAAAGAAGAAUCAACAACAUCACAACAUAAUUUAAGCAAUACACCAGCAGAUUCUAUGCAAAGUGUCAGAUUUGAAGCGAAUACUAAAAAGAAAAACAAUUUUAAUGGUCUACGGUCAACUAGUAAUAAGUCCCCAGCUAGUUUUCGAAGGACCGUUCUUAGGAAAUCUUUAGCACUAGUAAAAUUUUCGAUUCCUACAAGGAAAGACAGGAAGCUAGGCACAAUGAUAAUGGCAAUAAUGAUUUCUUUCUGUAUGUGUCAUUUACCAAUUACAGUAACGAAAUUGCUUCAUGACUACACAUCGCAUCCGGUAGCAAACAUUGCUGGCUAUAUUCUCCUUUAUAUGUCCACGUGCAUAAAUCCAGUCAUAUAUGUUGUAAUGUCCAGUGAAUAUAGACAAGCGUACAGAAAUCUGUGGAAGUGUCGAUGA